UUGUUUUUGCUGUUUCUUUUCUUCAGAGCGAAAUCAGAGACCCAAGCGAGUCCUGGAGUCAAAACUAAGCGCUCUCUUCCAACUCGCCAAGUGUUGGCCGGAUACUGGGGACAAAACUCCAUCGCUUAUAGUGUCAGCCGACCAAAUUGGGAGAAAGACCUGCGUUACUUCUGCAAUAAUCACAAGUUUGAUAUCUAUUUGGUCGCAUUUGUUCAUCGCCUGUUUCGAAAUAACAGAAACAGAGGUACUUUUUUAGGAAACUCUUAUUAACAUGAAGUACAGGCAACUCUUUAUUUUUUUUUUUGUUUAGCCAGCGUUUUUCAACAACCUUGUUCUUAUUUGCUGAUAAUGCAGCUCUAGCAGUUACAACUGAUUGCAGCAAGCUCUGUCGGUGUUGGUGCAGGAUUUAGUGAAAAUUUUAAACUGAUGGCGAAACAUACGUACUAUUUCAUUCACCUUUAACUUUUUACAACCCACUUUGUUAUCAUCCAUCAGAUGGUUAUCCUGGAAUGAACUUUGCUCAUCACUGCAGCUACGCUCCAAACUCCCGGAACCCUGAUGUGUUUGAAUGUGCUACAAUUGGAGGUGGCAUCAGAGAUUGCCAAAAGAUGGGUAAGAAGUUGCUAAUAUCCCUUGGCGGGGAUACUUGCGACGGGAGCCUGGGUAGUGCUGAGAAUGCCAAGAAAUUGGCAUACUAUAUAUGGAAUAUGUUCUUGGGUGGAAAAGACAUGCAGGAUCAAAGGCCCUUUUUAUGGUACGGCCUGAAAUAUUUUGAAGUCUUUUAUUCAAUUAAUUAACUGUUACAUACAUAGGCCCUUUUAAUUCUGUUACUACUGGACUAAUCUCCAUAAGAAUAAAGUCAGAGAUGUCAACGCAGAUAACUUGGUUGGCGCUUGUGUAUCUUUACUCUAUAACAAUGUCAAAAAUAUUAUGCUGAUACUUCUACAGCAUAACAAUUAAAUACGAUUUUUUUUUUCAAAAGUUCAAUUUUCAUAUCUAACCCAAACCACAAGUAUGUUAUGUAAAAGCUGUUAAUUAUUGGACCUACACAGAAGCUCGAAAUAACGAAGUACCAAUUGACAGGCAAAAUACGUAAUCGAUGUCAUACUUUUCUAUGCAAUUUACCAUAAAUGGGGCGAAGAAUAUAUCGUUCGUCAUACAAAGGACUUUGUUUUAUAAAGGUUCCUUUAGGUUCCACUGUAUCUUGUAUUCAAAAGUAGGCGCGCGCCCCUGCCACAUUUUAGCGAAUGACAUGUUAGUCUCUCAUGAUUUGUAGGACGGUUAUGGAUGGCGUUGAUCUCGAUAUCGAGAUCGGAAGUCAUAAAUACUACUCCGACUUUGUCCAAGAGAUGAGGCGCUUGAUGAGCACAGACCCUAGCAAGCAGUACCUAAUUACUGCUGCUCCACAGUGCCAUUUCCCAGAUAAAUGGAUGGGACCCCAGAUUCAGGGCUCUGCUCUGGAAGGUAAAAGGCUUCUUCUGACUUCACAUACUUUACUUCUUAAAACCUUUCUUUAAACAAUGUAGAGAUAGGAUUAUUGCCCCGGAAUUCGAAAUAUAUCUAGAUAAGAAUAAUUUAAGGCGAUGUUAAACAUUGUUUGUCAUAUUUACAGCUUUGUACAUUUUGCAUAGAAAGGAAAAUCUUUGUUACGUUGCCGUAACUAGGAGAAGGUAUCUUUUCGUGAUAAUCUGGCACGAGACAGGGUUUACAGACUUUUGAAUAAGGGACGUUAAAUAAGAAAAGUUUAAAAAAAUAAUUGGUUAACGUCAACGCCGCAGCGGAAGUCACAAAAAAGAUAUCAAGCGAAGAAAACUGGGCUGGGCAUUGUACGAAACCCUGUUAAGACUGAUAUCAACUUACAGUUAGGUAACAUAUAUAUAGCACUGUACAUAGAUACAUGUCUGUUUAAAACAGCUUAAAAUGGAACAUUGUAUCAGAAAUGUGGAAUUACUUUUCCUUUGUGAAAUCAAACGGUCUUCACGAGCAAACGUUUACAGCUUCGUGGUCUGAAAGAGUACGAGUAUGCGGGCUGCGAACUGGAGCAGACUACAAAAUAAUCAAACAUUUUUCAAUUUACUGUCAAGUAACAUUUUCGUUUUGAGGUAUUUUUCACUACAUAAAGCACUUUCCAAUCGUCACAUCCGUUGACGGUUUCAAAAGUGUCGAUUGUCCGCCAUCUUAGAGAGGUUUCUCGAGGUUUCCGUCGUAUAGAAAGUAUAGUUACAGUAAAAUUCCGGGAUGAAAAACGGCAGGGACCAACACCACAUAUCCGUCUAAGAGAGCUGUCGGCCGUCUUAUAGAGAUGUCCGUUAAGGGAGAGUUGACCGAAACCGCUUUUGAGACUCAACCAGCAAUAACUUAACUUGUUUCUUGUUAGAUUUUGGGCACGAAUUUGACUACCUGUUCAUCCAGUUCUACAACAAUUACUGUUACCCUGGUGACAAAUACUUCAUACCAGUAAUGGACACUUGGUUGAACUGGGCACGAAGUAUUCCUAAUGGACCUCUAAUCGUACUUGGUUUGCCGGCUGGACCGCAGGCAGCUGGCAAGCCUCAUUAUUAUUUUCCUCCUGAUAAACUCGCAACAGUUUACAAGGUAACUAAUUUUCUCGCUACUUGCCCUCUCAUAUUUUGCAGGAAAUUAAUUGAGGCGUUCAGUAUAUGCGUAUUCACAUUUUCUGGUCUAACAUCUAAUUUUGAUUGAAUAACUAGAAUUAGUAAAAACUGAAUCACUGGAUAAUGCAAUUCUAGAGCUCUGAUUGGAUUAGCUACCAUGGUAAAUGACCCAUCAUACCAUGCUCUCCAAAUAUCUUAGGUGCACCCGUCUGUUCAAAAUUUUUUAAAAAAGCUGAAAAUCGGUUGUUUUCACAAAUAAAGUCGGGAAGAAUUCUCGAUCUUUUAUGGACGUUUUUAAUAAAACAAUUAUUCCACUCGCGCUUGUUGGAUAUGAGAUGAUUAUCGCCAACUCAUAUCCAACGCGCACUGGAAUAAUUGUUAAAUAUAGAAAUUGUUAAAAAUUGUUAAAUAUAAAAUGUCUUAGAUGAGACGACAGAGUACGUGUCCUCUUUCUUUUAUUUUCCCGUUGUAUGCUUCGCGAAUUGAGAAAAAAAUCAGUAAGGUUUUUCUGAGAUACAUAAUAGGCCUAAAUACGCUGUGUAAUGUUCAUUUUUUUAUUCCUGCCCUAUUUUUCAAGAAGAACUAAUAAAAACAUCACCUAUAAGGACAGGUCUGAGAGAACUUUGAAUGAAAGGUUAUCCAUCCUCCAAUCUUCGAUUAUCUGGCAGUUUUAUUUAGUGACUUUUCUAUCCCUUGUACCGCUGCGUACAUCGAAGCACUGUAGUCUAUAUGUUGGUCUACAGGAUGCAUGUGCAUCGCAGACGACCCUAAUAAGAUCACCGUUUAUUUGCUGUAGAAAAUACGUGACAAGCCCGGCGUUGGUGGACUGAUGUUUUGGGAUUGCUCCUGGGUGCAAAACAAUAUUGUUAAUGGUAAAGAUUAUGGCACACAUGCUUUUGAACUCCUGCGGGGUAUGGCGGUCACACCGACUACAACAUCAACCACUAGCAGCCAUGCGCCUCCAAAAACAACUCAGACCUUACCAACCAAGAAAACAACCACCCUGACAAUACCUCAAACGAUCAAGAGCCCUGCUACAACACCAAUCCCUACAGCUGGUGAGUAAGGACUUUCUUACCCUGUCCUUUCAGCAUUUUCUUCUGGAAAUGAUCUCAAUAUGUUAUCCACUAAUUUAGAAUGUACAGAGCACACAUUCUCUUUAAAUUAUAAAAUCAAAAGUAUAAAAUCAUUAAAUCAAUAACGAUGGCAUCCGCAACAUGAUCCCUAAAAACAUUCCAGAUUGAAUCUGAAUUUACAAAUGUUUUGAAGAAAGGGAAUACCGGACUAGCUGUUGGACAAGAACCAAUUAGAAACUCACCGUAUACAUGACGUCACCUCCAAAUUUGCAUCCGAGGGCCUCAUUCACCACUUUAUUUCAAAAUUUUGCAUAACCAUUGUCUUCGAUUUCUCGUGGGACGACUGUAAUACCCAGGAGAAAUUGGACACAAUGAUUAUGCAAAAUUUUGGGAGGAUAAACCAGGGGCACCCAACGUCAAUUUUCGGAAAAUAUCUGUUCGGAAGACGAUUUGAGAUCUAGAAUUUUCGGAACAUUUGUUGUAAAAUUUGUUGCUGGCCUGCCUCUCCUAGGAUUUUCGAACAUCUAAAAAAUGGUAUAAUUGCCAAUUUUUAACGGAUUUUUACCCUAAAAAUGUCACCUAGAAUUUUCGGAGCCUUUUUUCUGACUGAAAUUUUCGAAAACGUAAGUUUUGAUUCCUAUAAUUUUCGGAUCACUAGAAUUUCAGGAAGGAAAUCCGAACAGAUAAAAUCUUUUUAGGGGAUAAAAAUAUGCCUAUAUCUACCGUUACGUACUAAAAUACUUUUAACAAUGCUAUGUUUAAGUGGUUUUGAAAUAUAUUCUCGUUGCAUGGGUGCCCCUGAUAAACAAGGUGCAUUGCGAUCUAUGAGAAAAUAGUGAAUGGAUGGAUUGAGGGCAAACGUGCUUCCAAACUUUGACUAAAUAACUCUUUAUUUAUAAUACUUAAACUCUACGACUUGAAACUUGGCGUUAAAUGAUAAGCAAUCAUAACCGAAAAAUAUUAAAAUUGGAAAUUACUAAUACAUUAAACACCUUCAAAGGAAGCUGUUGAUAAUUUAGUUGUCUAACGUUUUGUUGUUAUUACUAUUUUUAAGGACCGGGGGGCUGUGCCCCGGAUGGCUAUUUUCCUGACCCAUCAGACUGCUCCAAGUUUUUUAUCUGCUCAGCCGGUGUUCCCUAUGUCAGAAGCUGUCCUGCAGGAUUGUUGUAUAACAAAAAUCAAAAGUAUUGCGACUGGCCUCAAAACGUUCAAUGUUAAAAAGAUAAAACAACAAGAUGAGUAGUGAUACCUUAAUAAAUAAAUAAACGACAUUACUGAGCCCGAAAUUAUUCAAUAAACACGAAAGUAGUAUAUGACAUUGUUGAUAGUGGUUUGGUUUCAUUACGCUUUUUUAGACUUUAAAGUGGGAGGGAGAGUUUAACACUAUGACAGUUGCGGCAUGAUGGUAUUUCAAAACCUGAUGAAACACAAAUGCAGUAAUAAUAAUAAUAAUAAUAAUAAUGAUAAUAAUAAUAAUAACGAAAUUAAUAAAGAAAGAUAAAGAAAAAGCAGUAGAAAGAAAUAUUUAAAGAAAAGAUAGCACCAUAGGCAGUCUAAUUUCCCAACCUCCUCUCUCUCACCCUCAUCCUCCCCAUUCUCCUCUAUUCUAGCAAUAGUUGUCGGUAGAUGCUUUUCCUUCUGUUUAUUAAUAAAAGCAUUAUAUUAUUAUUAAUUUGCGAAUACAUUUCUACGGUCCUAACUAGCUUAAAGCAAUCGUCCAAUCAUCCAUCAAAACACAAUGUCGCUGACCAAAUAUGAAAAAAAUGCGGCAAUUGACCAAUGGCACACAAGAGUAUAUGAGUUUAUGUGAAUGCCAAAGUAAUCACCAAGUAAUGUUAAAAAUAAUUUCUCAUUAAACGUCUGCGAAGCGACUCGCAAAGAGAGCGCGAUGCGAACUGCACUAAGAGCUUAUAAAAGGGGGGGACUCGUACACCUCUGUAACUUUUGAUUGGACGCAUCACUUUCCCCAUUUGCGUAUGAAACUUUACGACAUAGCUUUUCAGUGAGUAUAACUAGACUCGGUAUGUAUACAAUAUAAUAAGGUCAAGUAUCCUCCGAUUCUCAACAGUUAUUAUAUAUAUAUAUAAUAUAAAUAAAGACAUGCAGGCCAACUACGUGGAUAAGAAUGUAGAACUAAAACUAUAUUUAUCAAUAUUUUUUGGAAGAACAGCAAAAAGCUUUUAAGUAUAGAUUGCAAGGUAAUAUGGUAUUUUCAAAUCUGUCCUCCACUCACCACAGUUAAAUUUCUUAACGAAGAGCAUGUCAUCAAAAGGAAUCUACUGCAAGCUAAAAUUAUCGAACACGAAAACUUUACUUGAGAUCAGCCAUUAAUCUGUUGCUUGAUGUCUUGGGCCCAAAAUCGCAUUGAUCGCAAUAAUAUACCACAACUUGUCCCAAACAAUUUGCAGUAACAAAAACAGCAAGAAACGCUGUUACUACUGCGAGCUAAAAAUCACUUCUUUUGCCUUUAUCAUCUAUGCUUAGCCAUUGUCAUCAGACACUCGUAAACAUGAAGAACAUCUCUACUUUCCUAUAACUUGAGCAAUUUCGUUCUGCUAAUUAUCAAGACAUAUCGUUGCAUAUUUAUCCCUGAUUUGAAUAUAAUUUUAAUCUGUCUCUUUAUUUUUCAACUCACAAUGACUCAUUAGCAUUGGUGAAAGCAAAGGAAAUUAAAAUUUGAAUCAAGAACGAAGCUGAAUCACAACGCUAGUACACAGAUGCAAUCUAUCGCAUUGAAAAAACCUCCAUCACACCUACUGGUUUUACUUAGCCUGAAGAGGAUCUUGUGAGUUAGCCGGAACCAAAAUAGUAAAUAAAUAAAUAAACAAUAAAAUUCAGACCGGAGAGCUUUUUAGGCAGUCCCUCUCUCAAAAGUGAAAUAACUUUAAAACCGUUUCCCAGAAUUUAUCCGGGAACAUUAUAAAGUCGUCGUGACGUGUACGUCAACCUUGACGUUUCCAUGGUAACCAAGAUUUACAGCCAUGUUUUUUCAAAAUUAUCAUGUUUUCUAUUAAAAAGGUUUUAUUGCUAUUAUAUAUUUUAGUUAUUGUAUGCACAUAUGAAAAUUUCUAUCACGAUUACCUCCAUUUAUACUGGUUCUAAGUAAAGUCGAAUAUAUAUGAUUAAUUCAAAACUGGGGAUCUAAGGUGGCAGAUGGUUCCAGUUCCUUCUUUGAUAAUAAGAGACGCCAUCAUGACAUCACUGCUAUUGUUAAAGAUUAUUUACAGCUAUUUCGAGAAAGGUUGUCGGAAAACAUGAGCACGCGACAAUCCCGAAAUGUAAUAUGGGAUAUGAUCAAUAAACUGUUCCUGACACUGUAGCUGUCGAAAUUACUUUUGUUGCUUCCCUUUAAUACUCGCAAACAUAUGUCCAUGGCCUCUUGCGCCAUUCUUUCAAAUUUUGUUGAAGAACUGUGAACUCAGUACUACCCACAAUACCUUUCGGCAUUGUUGUGUGCACUUUUUCCGCCAGCCUUUCUCGAAAUAGCUGUAAGUGUUAGCCAGCUUCCGGCAGACACCUUGGGCGCUUUCCAUUUACGAAAAAAACCCGGAAAUUUCGGUGGUAGCAAAAAUGGAAUUUCCGAUUGGCAAAAAGUUGUUCCAUUUGGUCGUAAACCCCGGUACGUGGCGCGGUGCCCGACCGUGGACCUGGAACUGGUACAAACUACGAGAAAGGUAAAUGGAACACGACAUUCCGUUCGGAAAUUCCAACCGGGAAAACGGGACCACCUUUUUAGAUUUUCCACUUUUUCUGGGAAUUUUCCAGUGGGACGAACCGACGAAACGUGUUCCAUUUACCGCCGAACCGGAAAUUCCGGAAAUUUUGGCUAAAUGGAAAGCGCCCCUUAUUAUUUCGCUCUUUAGCUACUUUAAGGGCAAUUUCGAUUCUGCCAAUAAAUUCAACAAUAUGACGUCAUAAUGACGUCAAAUAACGUCAUUGUGUCGAUCAAGUUAUGCCUAAACGUUGGAAAUGAUGAGUGGAUCAGUAUUCGCAGUAGUUUUGAUGGCCGUAUAUUUGUAUCAUUUGCGAAGUCCCCACCGCCCCCGUCGAAAGAAGCGAAAAAAGCCCCGUCUGAACAGGCUUAACAUAACUAUUUUCUCCCUUUGUCAUUUAAGAUUUUUUCUUCCUUCCCGGCCAUGUUAGCCUUACAUCUUGCAGUCGAUUCCUUUCAGCACGGAGUUAACUUUUACCUUGCUUUUAACUUGGAGUAUGGAAAGAUUCUUCCCGUCAGAAUCACUAUUUUGAAUUAUCAUUUUGACCAGUAUAUUACUACUAAAAAUCCGUAAACUAUUCUCCGUUCCGGAUAGGCUUCGCUAUUAUCGCCCAGUAACGGAUGAAAAAUGCAAACAAAGCAGACGACCGGAAAUACGUCGACUGUGGUCGCAGGCUAACUUGAGGUGAUGGCUGAGUUUAGUCUUUUUGGUUUUGGAUCCCUAGAGCUAGAGAAAAUGGCUGGAAGAUGUUAAAACGGAUCAGCGAAGACCCGAAAAGAAGACCCAAAAGGAAGGCAAAAAUAAACAAACUGUAACUCUAAUGCUGUCGACUGCUUUUUGAAAAAUUUCAACAAGUUAACGAAACCGCAAGACGGAUAAUAGAGAAUUUAAAUGAACGGAAGAUCUUGUCAAAGUUUGUUAAAAGCACAUUAUCGGCACUGCAUGAACAAAAGUGAAGCAAUCAUCGUCUUUGAAAUUCUCGAACUGAAAAGUUCACAUUGUGCAAUUAAGAAAUGGUAAACGUGCUGAGUGUAAACAUUGCCGGACGCGUGUGGAAGGCGGCUCAAUAGCGAGAAAUCAAUUAUAGAGUUGCCGAAGGCGUAACGCCUACUCUUCUGCACGUUAACCAUUUCUUUGAUUAUUUAGUAAAAUUUGAGAAUUUGAGAGGCGAUAACAUACUAUACAACUUCAUAAGAGAGACGCCGGUUGUGCGGAGACUUUUCCGAUCCACAUAUUUCAGUAAAAAAUUAACAAAAAAGAACAACAAAUCACAAGACGAGACUUUUACCCCUAGAGACCCUAAAUAAAGGAGGCGUUUAUAAUUCUUGUCAGGGUUGCGUUAGUCGUUGGGCACUGGGAGCAUAAAAACUAAAAACCAACUCGAUUCAGACAACUGGUUUGAUAUAAUGGUGAGAUGGUUACCGUAAGGAAAUAAAAACUGAUGCCUCGAAUGGUGGCAUUGAAAAAUUAAGUUUCUGAAUCCCUCUACGAUGCCCAGUUACGUUUACCUGAUCAGCUUCUUAGAUAAACAAGCUCAGUGGCAUCGGCUGUUCCCUAGAGAUGGGAAAGUUGAUGAAACAAUGCGUUUAGCAAGCCGCUUUCUAUGACUUGACUCAAAGUCAAGGUUAAUAGAUAAUAAGAAAUAUUGAAUAAACUUGGGUAAGAUAUAAAAAAUUUCGCAAAUGGAGGAGGAGGGUGGUAUCAGUCGAAGCCGAAGGCGGAUUCAAUGAUUGUUUUAUAACUCGUUCAAAAUAUAUCCAAAAACUUUAAAAAGAGCAAUACACAGGGAUACACAAGGACGCGAAAAAUACCGUGCUAAAUUUUGCUUAAGGCUUUGAACCUAGGCAAAGGUAAGGUUUCGAGAAGUUGGAAGGGGAGGUUUUAACAUCUUACUAAUUAAAAUUAAUUGUAAUAAGUAAGGGAGUCAUGUCCGGGACUCGCUGGGGUCUGCUUCUUUUUGUUAUCAAAAAAGUUGGAGAUCAAGUUUUUUCCUUAUGCCAACGAGAAAUGAAAAGCCACACUGGAAAGGAAUUGAAAGGUCUUCAACAAUUAGUAUUGAUACAAUCGUCCCAUUCCUUAUUUAAUUUUAUUUUGCUUUGAUAACACUGUUUUCUAUUCGUCUUUUCUGUAUCAGUCUUUCUCCGAAUACGGCAUGUUCUAUACCUUAAUAUAUGUGUUUCGUCUCAAGUCAAGUCUCAAGCUGUCCAGUGCUUUGGCCGUUUAAAAUUAAUUGUUUUUUGUAGUAUUGUGAUAUUAGUGAGCCUAGAUAACAAUAACAAUAAAAGAAAAACGAAAUUUUCGAAUACUCUACUCUUAUCUAACUCUUAUUGCAUAUUAUUGAUUGAAUAAGAACAUUCCAUAAUUAUCUAGCUAGUGUAUAUGCAAAGCCAUGGCUCGAUUGUUCGGAGGGGCUGAAAACAUUACAGAUAUUUUAGAUGUAGUAUAUGCGUCACAAGCGGUAUCAAAAGUUUUGGGCAUUAGCGUGUCAUGAGUUGUAUUUCUUCUUCCGGUGGAAGUGCGUGAUCCACAGCAAAAGAGGGGCUAAUGACCCACUAAUGAAGUUCUAACUGCAUUCUUUCUUACGCACGUUGACGUAUUAUAAUUACAAUGAUAGGUAUUCAUGAAAACAGAGGUGGGUGGAAAUAAGACAGUAUUUUAGCUCUAUGAACAGACUUGUCAAGAUCGUUUUGUUCGCUGAAUGUUAGAAUGAAAGGAAUGAACUGGUAAGCACUGAAACUUUACCAACAAUAUGAGCUCCGUUCCAGCAGGUUAGUAACGGUGUAGCUUGUGUUUUAAAAAUACUGCUGCUACUGUAUGCUAUCUCGCAAGUAGUUUACUGGGUGCUGGCUUUAGUAAAAGGCUAAGUCGUAGGCAACAUUUUGAGCUAGGUCGUGGAGGAAAAUAACUCGAUAAGCCAUCGAAAGGUACUCAAGCUACCCAUAGACUAAAGGCUGUCUUAGUCCCAGAACCCCAUGUUUCAUACUUUUGUAUUUAGAAGAGCAUCACUAACAACUGAUCCCAUCCCUUAAUUUGUAUCGGUCCUUAUAUAUAAGAUCCUUUUUGAUACAGCUUGAUACGGCGAAUAAGCCCUGUGAAACUCUCCUUAGGUUAUCUGAUUAUUGUCUAGGUAAAUAUAGAGAGAAUUCUGUGGCAACUGGAAUGGAAUUGGUCUUAAGACCGAAAAAUAAAUAAAAUAUAAAUUGGAAUAUGUGAAAGGUGAACAUGGCACCGAAGAAAUUUAUCAUUAGUUCAUAUUUGCAUUUUAGUACAGCCACGGAAAGUGACUAAUAGAAGCACAAUACCUAGCAGAGCAUAAUUACAAGCAUAAAUGAUUAAACCUUUAACCUUGGAAAUUCAAAAGUUAAAAUUUUCAGCUUUUUGACGUCAGCAAAUAUGACAUACGACAGCAUAAGUUGACAUUUGACGCCAUGCAUGGCCGGAGAACUCGGACAUCGAGUUUCGUGUGACUUACAUUCUGGUUGUCACGCAAUGAUGUUAACCGCUGGUUUUUAUGGUGACUCCGGGCUCAUAUUGUUAGGAAAGAUCGAGUGGUCAAAUACAAUCAUGUUUAUAGUCAAAUAAAGGCCGCUGUUCAAAAAUAUUGUGAAAAAGAGAAAUGGCGAUGGAACAAGCUUUCGAACGCGGGGUUUUGGAGAAAAUUUGGAUGAUUUUUGGCCGAGAUUGUAGAGCGAUGAAGCGGAACUGCAACUGUGUAACAUGUCGACCUUUCUGCUCGGGACUUUUUUAACAGCUGAAACGAAAGGUAAAUUUACAUGCCGAAGAUCAGAUUUUUCUAUUUUCCACGUGGCGUUUCUAGAUCUAUAUUUUGACUCGAUUUUGGCAAAUCAUGUAGAAUCUUUUUUUUUUGGUUAUUUCGUAUCAAAUAUGUUAUCUUUGAUGUUUUGGUCAGUGACUUGUUAUGCUUUCACUGGCCCCGAAGGUGCGAAUUGAAAUCGUUCCGAAAGAAAGGUAUGGAAAUCAUUUUUGCUCUAUAUAUUAUACAACGAAAAUAGCACUGAAUUGACUCGAUUUUGCUCGACUCUGGCAAACUGAAAAACGUUUGUAGUCUUUCUAGUAUUUUCAAAAAUAUUCCAUCCUUCUCAUAUGAAGCUUUGUAAUUUUCGUACGCCAUUUUUGUCAUAGAUUGGGAGAAGCCGCUACUGCUAUGCGGGCUCAAAUGUCCGAAAUUUUGGGCCAGGUGAAUAGAAAAAUUUGAUUAGCGAAAUCAAAAAUUUGACACUUUGAAGAUCGAGUUUAGGGGUGGUUCCACAGUCCACACCAUGUCUAUAUACAUUAUGGAAGACUACCCCCUUGAAAUCUUUUGAACCGCCCAUGUUUUCAACAGCCGAGUUUUUUGAUGGAUGGCUUACUGCAGUUUUUAUCUAGACUGUUCACAGUCCCUUAUUUUUCCUUUGGAUAGUCGAGAUCAAGCUCUUUAUGCAUUAAAGGUGGCCAUCUUGGUUUCAAAUGAACCGAGGGGACAGGCGUUGGGUAUAUAGUGGUAGGGGGAGAGAGGUGAGAAAAAAUAGAGGUUAAGACAGUCCCUCUAUCCUUCCCACCUUCUGUGAGACUGUCCUCUUUCCACUAAGUAGAAUUUACUGAAAUUCGCAGGCUAGACUUGAAACUGUUUGAAACCAGGAUGGCUACUCGUACUGCAAAGUGCCCAAUCUCGAAGAUCUCACCGAAAAAUAGAAGACUGUGACCAGUCUAAGUUUUUUCAGUUCAUUAUUUCUUUUAGUAAAUGUAGAAGAGGUGUAAGUUGCUGUUUUCAACUUUAUGUUAAGUCCUCAGAGCUAAUCCUGUAGCUGGAAUGGACGCACAAAAAGAACAAUCAAAAGAGGAAAGGAAGAGUCCGAUGGAGAGAGCAAACAUAUUUUCUUUGUUAUUUUUCCGGUGGAUGAAUGAAACACUUAACCUUGGAAGUGAGAGGCCAUUACAAAGUCAAGAUCUCUUUCCACUCCAACAAGAGUUUAAAACAGAGACGUUAGUGGGGAAGCUAGAGUUGUUGUUAAAUGAGGGAAAGAAUAACCGCGCUCUAAAAAAUACACAGCCUCAACUAUGGAAACUCAUGUUCAAAAUGUUCUCAUAUAGAGAUUAUCUUAUUUUAGGAGCUGUAAAGCUCACACACUCUCUGUCAAAUGUUUUACUACCAUUGAUGGUCUGGUACUUCCUGGCUGGCCUAUCUGAAAAUUCCAACGUAAAUCAUGGCACCGUCAUUGGACAUGUUGUUGGUAUCUGUGUUCUGUCAAUGGUGAAGGGAAUUUCUCAACAUCACGCCUUCUUUUUGGGUGGAAUUUAUGGAAUGCAGCUAAGGGCUGCUGUUAUCGGCAUGGUUUAUAAAAGGGUAAGUUAGUUUCCUUAACUUGAAUUUGUUUUGUGUAAGCUUCAGUUGUAUAUGCAUUAAGAUGGUCGCUUCUACGCUAACUGCUUGCAGCAAUUCUGGUGCUUGUGUUACCUUUGUGUGAUACUGUUGCCGGAACAAGCACAAAGAAGAGUGAAAAAUGUAGCCCAGUUUAAUGCAAACCCCUUGAAGAAGAAGGUUUAUAUCCUAAUUUUUAUUUCGCAUAAUCUGGUAUAUGGCAAACUUUCAGUGGCUGGCCUAAAAUUUUCAGUUGAAUUUUUUUGAUUUAGCUGAUGGUCUCCAAACGUCUGCCGAACACCUUCGUCAAAGAAUUACUUGUUUAAAUAUCACUUACUCCCAAGCUACAGUUCAUGUCUUUUCCUUGUACAGAUUAUGACAAUGAAUCGACGUUCAAUGAAUGAAGCUAUUACUGGCCAAAUAAUCAAUCUCAUCUCGAAUGAUGCAAAUCACCUCAGAGAUGCAGGCUGGAGUAUGGUUCUCCUUCUUGCUGCGCCCAUAGAAAUCAUUUCAUCCGGGUUACUUGUCUGGUAUCUAGUUGGCUGGCAAGCGUUCAUAGGAGCUGGUUUCUUCCUUGCGGUAAUCACUUACAUCUCAUUGUUGUCUAAGGAAGCAGGAAAACUCAGAGAGAAAGCAGCUUUGCUGACCGAUAGAAGGCUUGAAGUCAUGAACGAAGUCAUCGCUGGCAUUCGUUCAGUGAAAAUGCGUGUUUGGGAGAGGAAUUUUACGGACAUGAUAAAAGAUUUAAGAAAGUGAGUGAUGAAGAUUCUAUCCUAACCCUUUCUACAAUUUAUUCAGUGUUUUCUUAUUGAACAUUUGAAUAUAAGUGUCAAAAAAAAAUUCUUAAAUCUAGCUAAAUGAGAGUGUAUUAUUUUAAAGAACAACAUCCAUCACACAAUAUGUUUUGCGCAUGCUCGCAUUUCUACCGUUUGAGGUUUAGGCAGAAAUUAGCCAACUUCUUCUUCGCAUGGCCGAGGACGCCAUUUUUUUUACAAUUAGUUUACUAUUACCCAAGCAUCCUCGUUUCCAGUCUUAUAUAUGUUACCAUCGAGCAACUUCGUUUCCAAGCAAAUAUACCAUCUAAUCAAUGGUAUAUUGCUCGCAUCUUCAAAUAUGGUGAUCGCCGAUUGAUUAUGAAGAAAUUAGCCGGGUGAUUGGAGCCACUGAGAAACGGCAAAAUAUUAUGAAUGAAUAAUUAACAAUUAUUCGCCGAAAGCAUCGUCUCGGGGAUUAUUCAACAAUAUGAACUGGGCGUGUGGUGAAUAAUUGUUUUAGUAUAUUCACACGAAGUGAUCUCAACAGAAUCAGAAAGGAAACCAUAAAAAACGACUAGUUUGAUUUACAGGCGAUUUCAUGCGUGAACACGAAGCCGUUAAUAGUGGAUUCGCAAAAGUUAGAUCUUUACAGUAUCUUUAAAGGGAACCUCCACUUCAACAAAAAGAUAACUUUAAAUCACAGGAAAUAACUGUUACAGUCAAAUGAUCCGAAAGAAGGUUUAAUUCUUUUUUUUUUUCAAAUUUUGUAUCGAGUAAUGGUUUUUGUUAUUAAACAAAACUUUGUUCAGAACAAUAGAGCAAGCGCGAAAAUCAAUUUUAAAAUUCACUUUUCCUGAUAUAAACACUUUUUUUAAGACAAAUUUCGAACAAAUUUGUUUAUCAACAUAAUUUUAUUCGAUUUAAACUUAUUCUGUAGUAAGAGUGGAGGUUCCCUUUAAACACGGCAAAUGAUAGGUUUAAUCUUUUUGUAUCGAGUUUUGUACGCUUUAGCAUCAACGGUUUAAAAGAGAACGCCGAAAAUUUAAAUUACUACCCAAUUCUGAGAAGAAAAGUAGAGCUUUAUUUGUUUCUGGCAACUCACCGUGAAUGAGAAAGUUUUCUUUGUCGCUUCUUGCAAAUGCUGUCAACAGCGGCUACGAUCAAGGUGAGAGUCGUUUAUCUCCAACGUUCUUUGCCUUGUUGACUUGCUGGCACGUACAAUUUUCGAAAAUAUUUGCCUUCCUCUUUUCUCCAUAAAUUAACUUCUAUUUAUAGGCAAAAUUGGUCUUGAGAGAAAAUCCCGAAAUCACAAAACAGUGACAAAUCGACCUCGUUUUCCUCUGUAGUGGUAAACAUAGCUUCGAGCGUACAAAAAGUCAGCUACAGUAAACCACUUCACAAUAAAUCACGCUGUUUAAACACCAUGAAGUCUUUUCUUGCCUUCAAAGUCAUCAGCACUUGGAUAUUCGUGUAUUUUCAAAAAGGCUUUACUAUGAAACUUUGUCAAAACGCUCUGUCCACGACAGCGAUUUUGUUCUGCUUUAUAUUCACCGCCUAGCGCGGUGAAUAUAACGUCAUAGUCCGAGAUAGCUAACCAAUCAGAUUGCUUGAAUUCCCAAGAUCACUGAGUGUGUAUAUACUAAUAAUAUCUUAUAUCUUUCAGAAAAGAGAUCAGCUACGUUCGUUGGAGGGGAGUGAUACUUUCCAGCUUUGAUGCUCUCUAUUUUACCAACACUCCUAUUGCUGCAUGUAUCUCCAUCACAACUCUACUUUUCACCGACAACUAUUUAACAGCAUUUCAGAUUUUUACCUUACUUUCAACUCUAAACGUCAUAAAGUUUUCUGUUUCAGUAUCUAUGGGCGAAACGCUUCCUCUCUUAGCUGAUGCCAAAGUUUCAUUAGACAGGAUAAAAAACUUUUUGGAACUUUUUGUGAACUCUCAAAUUGACUACUCUUCGGAUAACGUGGAUGAGGGAAAUAGCAGUCCCACAUUCUCAAAAAUAUUCACGGUACAUGAAGACAGCGCAUUGGAUGAAACGUACGCGAAAAAGAAUGACGUACUGAUAAGCCCGUGCAUUUCUUUAAAAAAUAUGUACUGUAGCUGGAACGAGGCAGAUGGGUUGAAUAAAACACUACAAAAUAUCUCCUUGGACAUAUACGGGAAGCAACUCGUUGUUAUUACAGGUCCAGUUGGUUGUGGUAAAUCAUCGGUUCUGCUUGCAAUACUGGGAGAACUUCCAUGCAAAAGUGGAGUGAUCAGACAUUCUGGAGUCAUCACUUACGUUCCUCAACUACCGUGGAUCUUCUCAGGAACAAUUCAGGAGAAUAUUACCUUUGGGAAAUCAUUUGAUAGUGUUAACUACGAAAGGAUAAUAAAAGCCUGCUGCCUCCAGAAGGACAUUUGUGAAUUCUCUAAAGGCGAUUUGACACACAUUGGCCAGAGGGGUGUAAGCCUAAGUGGUGGACAGCGAGCUCGUAUAUGUUUAGCUCGUGCGCUGUACACAGACGCCGACAUUUUUCUGCUAGAUGAUCCGCUCAGUGCUGUUGAUGCAAAAGUGGCAGCUCAUCUCUACAAAAACUGCAUCCGCGGCCUGCUGUUUGAGAAAUGUUGUCUUUUAGUGACGCAUCAACACCAGUUUUUGAAGAAUGCUGAUAACAUUCUAGUCAUGGAGCAAGGUGCCAUUGUUCACCAAGGCAAGUAUGAAGAGCUUCAAGCCAGAGAAAUCUUAUCAAACCUGUCGGUCUUUAAUAAGGAAAAUAAAAGAAAACAUUCAUUGGACCGCCAGACGUCGCACCGCUUGUCAAGGAGACGUACAAAUACGUCAUUGGCGUCUCCAGAAAAUGUCCCAGUUGACCUUGAAGAAGGGAAGGAGGAGAGAAUGAUUGGAUCAGUGAACUGGUGUCUUUAUUGGCGUUACUUUCGCUCUGCGUAUCCUGCUACCAUGCUGUUUUGCCUUGCUGGUCUUGUUUUGACUGUACAAGGUAAGCCUGGUGUAUGAGAUAAAUCUAUACCACGUCUUGCUAGUACAUCGAGUUGCAGACUGAACGGCAUUCGCACCGAAUGCACAACACUAUCACCUAAAUUAACGGCCCCUUAUUUUUUAUCGUUAUUAUUAUUUUAUCUUAUUUUGUCCUUAGUUAAACAAUCAACAUAGUACUCAGAAACCGUAGGGUGAGAAGAAAGUCAUAAAUCCAUUCAAAUCAGAACAAAAUGGGUAUGAAAUACGUAAUGGUGGUGCCCUACUGAAUAGCCCAACCUCGUUGCAAGCCAGGGCCGAUUCUCUCCUCUUUUUUAAAGAAAAAAGCACUAAGGACGAAGCUGUGAAGAAAGAGAAGGUAGGUAGAAAUCCUACGUCUGCCAUAUAGACAGUCAACUCCAGUUACGAUGAUGCUGUUGGACUACAAUAUGGUCCUUAAUUGUUGGGUCCUUAUCAGCGGGGUACAAGUAGAAUUUACCCAGAAAAUAUUUUCCAGGUAAAUUUUUUUCAAUUCCCACCAGAAAGAAAAAUUAAAUGACAUAAAGGCUGAAUUAAUGUAAAAGUACAUCAUCUGUUUCUGGUAAAUUUUCAGUGCCUGGUGUUGACUGGAAGAAGGCUGGUAAUGUGGUUAUUUUUGCAGUGAUAAUAUUAAUAGCAGUUGCUUAUUUUUUGAUAACCAUUUAACUUUUUUCUCAGUGGCCCUUAUCUCACCGUAUUGGUGGCUAUCGCAAGUUGCCAACAUGACAUUAAAUCAACAAAGAGCCCCAGAAACUCUUGGAAUCUUUGGAUCCCUGGUAAUUGGCGCUCUUCUCCUUUCCACGCUUGUUUCUUUCUUGUUUUACCACACGUUGCUCCGAGCAUCGGAGAAACUUCACAACAAGAUGGUCACAGCUGUCAUGAAAGCCCCAGUCAUAUUUUUCGACACAAAUCCUGUCGGCCGCAUUCUUAACCGAUUCUCCAAAGACAUCGGUUGCAUGGAUGACACCCUGCCACCACAGUUCCUGCUUGCAGUCCAAUUGUGCCUCUUCACGUUUGGAGCUACUGUACUUUCUGCAGUUACCAAUUACUGGCUUGUGAUUGGCAUCACCCCUUUGAUGUUACUGUUCUUUUACUAUGGAAGGUAUUACUUGAGGACCUCUAGGGAGCUAAAGAGAUUAGAGGCCAUCAAAUGUAGUCCUGUUUAUUCACACGUGGCAGAAACGGUUCAUGGCCUGGAGGUAAUAAAAACGUCUGGAAUGGAAGAGCGCUUUCUGCAGCUUCUCUUUAGGUUGGUUGUUGAUUUUCUUUUCUGUUGUAGUCUAUAUGUUUAUAAGUUUUCUUUUCUUUAACCCUUUUAGCCAUAAUAAAGGCCAAAGCAAAUUUUCUCAUAAAAAUUCUUUCCUUUGUUUUUUCCUUUUUUUCGAAAAUUCUUAGACAGAAAAUAGUACUUUAGAGAAGCUCUAUCAAAGAGGUUUCAUUCGAAUGGAAGCACUUUACAGGCUGUAGGUCUAAAUUUCAUCUACUGGUUUAAAACUAGAAUGACAAAUUGAAAAUACAUUUUGACCAUUUUUUAAACGAUGUACCUGUAGUAGAACAACUUGAACAGAAAAAUUAUUGUAUUUGUUAUUUUAGCCAUCAAGGAACAGCACAAACUCUCUCACCAAUAUACUUUCUAAAUGAGCCGUUUAAUAUCCAUAUUUUGGACUUUGGUCCUUGCUUAUUAGGUACCAGGAUGAAAAUUCUCCAGCGAUAAUUAUGGUGUUGGGAUGCUCCAAGUGGCUAGGGGUUCGUUUGGAAGUGCUUUGUAGUUUGCUUGUGACACUCGUAGCAGCAGGUGCAGUUAUCAUCACCCAAGUACCCGGUAAAUAUUGUACUACCUUAUGUCUAAGUAUUCUCAUACUUGUUAAAAAGUAAUUUUCAAAUUGUUUUUCAGCCUUUUACUACGUUUUUCACAGGCUUGAGGAAUGUCGUGAACUGUUUGUUCUUUCUAACACCGACAACGUUUUUUAAGACGGCAGUGUUGGGCCCGGCACUAAUCAGUCAGUUGUCAACGUUAAACCUACAGCCCUAAAUGACCGAUAUGCACAUACAAAUUAUCCACCUUGAACUGAUGUCUUUUAAGUUUCUUAAUUAAUUAGUUGAAUGAGUUUGAUAAAAUAUCCAAGAAUUUUUAUCUUUUUGUUAAUUCUCUUAUCAACCUUUUCCCUUAAUGCAUUGAUUUUGAAAGAAUUAUUAAUAGAAUGUUGAUGUUGAUCAUUAUCGGAGUUUGGGCGUCUGUCUUAUAAAGAAUCAAAUACGGUGGAAAACGGGAAGGAUCAGCUCUACGUUGUCUUUUUUUAAAAAAGGUGGGGCUUCUUUCUGAAGAGGUCUCCUUAAGCGAUAGUUGAUUUUACCUGUCUCAUAGUAGCUCGCUUCGUUAACAGAUAGUUGGGAAAAAAUAGCUGUCUACAACUAAAACAAAAUAACAAUCACAAGUACUGAAUAAAGUUACCAAUUACAUUGUUGCAGCCAUUGCAGGACUGUCGUUGGUUUAUACGCUAGAGACCUUAGAUGCAGCUCAGUUUGGACUCCAGCAGGUGUCAGAGACAGAGACCCUCAUGACGUCGGUUGAGAGGGUGAUGACGUACGCGCAGCUGACACAAGAGCCUGGUUUUACUACUAGAGCCCAACCUCCUGUAUCAUGGCCCACCAAAGGGGAUCUGUCUAUUAAAGAUCUGUCUUUAACAUAUGUGGAAGGUGGUCUCCGUAUCCUUAAGGAAGUCACUCUUACAAUCGGAGACGGAGAAAAAAUUGGCGUGUCUGGUCGAACUGGAUCUGGAAAAUCGUCCCUCCUGGCGGCAUUGUUUAGAAUGCCUGAACCAGAUGGAAACGUAAGACUCCAAUCUGUCCAUCCAAAUGUUGUACCUAUUUUGUUUCGAAGGUUUAGUUGAUCCAUGCAGCAGCACUCAUCCUAAAAUCCUGUCAGUUUACUUUCUUUUAAUGACAUGACAAUUAUUCAACAAAUUUAUCAUCAUUUUCUUUGAUAACUAGAAUUAUUUUCUUAUGAUAAUUUACAUGGAGGAUAAAAACGCUUGACAAUAAAUUUUCCAUAAUUUUUACCAAACCAUACGAUCUGUAGAGCUGACCUCGUGAUCAGUCCCGUGUAAUAUAUUCAUUUAUUUCUAAGACGUUGAUGAUGAUGAGGGAAUGGCCCCGAUGAUAAAGGCUCAGUUUUUGAUAUAUAAAAGUUCCACGGUCAUAUUCAGCCUGCGUUUCAAAAAGACUGACAAAAAUUCCUUCUUUGUCUUUUAAGGUAAUAGUGGAUGGCAUCAAUUUACAAACCUUGAAUGUGCAAGCCGCCAGGCGAAUAUUUUCCGUGAUAACUCAAGACCCUAUAUUAUUUUCCGGUAGCCUGAGGAGGAACCUGGAUCCUUUUGAUAACUACACGGAUUAUGAGUUAUGGAACGCGCUUGAUGAAGUCCAGCUAAAACAGUGGGUGCGAGACCAACUACCAGGGCAACUGCAAUACAAGCUCCUAGAGUCGGGUAGCAACCUUAGUGUAGGUCAAAGGCAGUUAAUUUGUCUGGUACGAGUUCUUCUUGAGAAGAAGAAGAUUGUCAUUUUAGAUGAAGCAACUGCUAAUGUUGACUUUAAGAUGGAUCGUUUAAUUCAUGAAAUGAUACUUAGUAAAUUCAAGGAUACAACAGUAAUAAUUAUCGCUCAUAGACUAGAAAAUAUUGUUGACUGUGAUAGGAUCAUGGUGUUGGAUCAGGGUCGUGUUGUGGAGUUUGACAAACCUUCUGCUCUUCUAAAUAAGAGAGGGAGUUACUUUUCAGAGUUAGUUAGAAACUAUAAUAAUACCAUUAACUGA
Molecule: messenger RNA, 20325 nt
Organism: Porites lobata
Lineage: Eukaryota; Metazoa; Cnidaria; Anthozoa; Scleractinia; Poritidae
Source: the annotation of a GenBank genome assembly